This is a messenger RNA of Carica papaya (papaya), 526 nucleotides long. RefSeq names its product UvrABC system protein A. Lineage: Eukaryota; Viridiplantae; Streptophyta; Magnoliopsida; Brassicales; Caricaceae. The record is from RefSeq and is a predicted model, not a curated record.
AUUCAUUUUCUUCAAAAAAAAAAAAAAAAAAAUUGGAAAAAGGGAUCAUUAAACCCCCUUCUUCAUCUUCUCUUCGAUUAGUGAAGUUUGAUAUCAAAUAGAAAUUGAAAUGAAAUGAAUCCGCGAACAGAUAAACUGGUGAGGAGAACAACAAUGGUGGCCACUGUCACCGCCUCCUAUUUCCUUUUAACCGCUGACUAUGGCCCCGAACCAAACGCUCUCGAUCCUAUUAAAAAGGCAAUACUGUCAGCAGAAAGUUCCUUUAAGGAGUUCAUCUUUGGAUCGAAGGAGGUGGAAGAAAACUCAGUGGAGAAGCUGAAGUCCAAUGGUACCAAGGGAAAUCACUAGGGUUAGGAAGGAAAGUUUCUCAUGCUUAAUGGAAGAUAUCAAACUUGUAAUAUGUAAAACAAGUUUCAGAUACUAUUUCUUUUGUUUGUUUGUUUUUUUUUUUUUGUCACCCAGCUUUCCAAAUUCUUAACGGUGACUUCCAUCAUUAAUGGAAAAUAGAUCUCCCUUUGCUCAAAGC